This is a messenger RNA of Phyllostomus discolor (pale spear-nosed bat), 4458 nucleotides long. It is a transcript of the gene C1H14orf93, whose product is annotated as chromosome 1 C14orf93 homolog. The transcript has 6 exons. Bases 2080 to 3693 code for a protein of 537 amino acids. The record is from RefSeq and is a predicted model, not a curated record. Lineage: Eukaryota; Metazoa; Chordata; Mammalia; Chiroptera; Phyllostomidae.
GGGAGGGAAGGGCUCAAGGCAGGCACCUGUGGACGAGGGUUAAGGUCUCUUGUAAGAAAGUGUUUGGGGCAAGAGUGUAACAGACAUCAGUUUGGUAUUAGAAAAGAUCCCCACCCAGUAUCCCAGCUUGAUGCAUCUUAAUUUCUGAUUUUACAAAUACUGAUCCUAACUGACAAGCAUUUGUAUGUUAUCAUCUACUUAACUAUAUUUUUUCCAUAACACUCAUGUUUCAGAUUAAACUCUUUGCAUGAUAUGGAUUAAAAAAAUGAAAAAACCUGCAGGAGCAGUGUAGACCUUUAUUUAGGAAGAAAAGGGAUAUAGAAAUGAUUCAUCCACGAAUUGACACAGGAAUCACUUAAUGCUUUCCUUUAACCUUUAGUUUUAAUUUGGCUUUAACCUUUAGUUUUAGGUUUAGUUGUGCCUUCCAGUAACUCUAAUGACAGAGAAGCUAUAAUGGAUUUAAGUUCAGUUCUUGCAAGAGGUGAAUAUUGCACAGAAAAGCAUUUCUUGAUAUAAAAGGUGGAAAGAACAAAUUGAAGACUUCUUUCAUAACCAAAUGUAAUGAAAAUGCAUUGUCAGAUUUACACCUGCCUACCUCAGAGGCAUUGAUGUUACCUGUUUCUGAAAUGGAUUGCUGAUUCAAAAAAAAAAAAAAAACCACCCCAAAUCUCAAUAUAUACAAAAAUUUCCUAACCUCCUCCUCUCCUUUGAAUUGUGAUGUUAUAAUUUGCAGAGUAAGAUAGAAAUGUAUCUAUUAAGGAAAUUGUAAACAUACUUAAGAUUUUGUCACUAAGGGAGCUUCAGGCAGAGUGAUUCUUUUUUCUAAAAUGACAGUAUGAAGUUCCUUGGAGUGUUCCCAUUGGUACCAAUCAACUUUCCCACACCUUUUUUCCUUCUCUCUCUCUCCUCAAGUAGUGUAGUUGCUUAACUACAGUAGUUCAAAAGAGAGGCAGUUUGGUUUAUCAUUGGUAUUCUGGUUUCUCCUUUUAUGGGGGCUCAUCAUGUGGGUAAUGUGGCCACACUUAGCUAUUUAGACAUUCCUGUUGAGCUUUGCCUCCCCCUUAAGGAGCAUGAGAAGUGGAGCUGAGGGACCACAGAGGUGAUCUCUCUGGGCUACAUACUGAAGGAGUCACAGAACUUUCUUUUGCAGAGGUAGAGGCCCGGGUGUACAAUAGAACAGGGGGCUCUGUGGCCCUGGGUUACUGCAGCUCAGUCUUCUGAUCAGUGAUCAGUGUAUUUCUUAUUUAGGAGUUUUACUCUUAAUGCAACUGUAUGAAAAUUAUAGAGGAUAGAAUCAUGAUUCUUUAUGUCAACAAAAAGUAGUCGAUAUAAGGAACUGGUAUCAGUUCAAAAAAAUAAACACUAGAUUGAAAAUAGAUAACUGGAUUCUGCUGUCUUCCUCUGAUAUUGAAAAAGAUAAAUAACUUAUUCACGAGUCUUUUCUCUGGACCUGGUGUAAUAUGUGUUUCCUAGGGCUGCUCUAUGGAUAAGAUAACCUAUGUGAAAUGUUCUGAACUCCUUAGGGAAUGAUGUCAAAGCAAUAAAACACACUACUGUUAUUAUAGCAAAGAUAGUGAGGAGGAAGAGACAGAUCUACAUUUUCUUCCUUAAUCUUCUAAUGUUUUCAGAUACUGGUGUGUCCUUUGAGUCCCUCCCUACUCCUUAGGUUAGAGUGGUAGGAGGUUCCAUGCUUGUGUGCAGGAAGAAUGCCUUCUACCCGAUGAAACUGUGUUCAUCAGGAAGGCCUUUGUAGGCACCACCCUAUCAGUAAGGGGUGACUGUGACACCCAGUGUGUUGUGCUAGGAGAGCACAGGAUCUGCAGACAGAAGAAGGCGUCUCUCUCUCCUCUGCAGGACGAGGAGGAGUAGCCAUGGACUGUGUGCCCCUUCACAGCUUGCCUAUUCCUUCACAGAAGAUACCGCCCGGUGCCCAGGCUCCUCUGAUCACCCUCUAUGAGAAAGAAGAGUGAAUCCAAAGAGGCUAGUGCUUCCUACCAAACUCGUGAAGUCCAGUUGACUGGGGAUAGCUUUCAGAGGAGUCCAGCAUUGUGAACGUGGUUGUUCCUCAUUCCGUCAGCCAUGUCCUUCAGUGCCACCAUUCUCUUCUCCCCUCCCAGUGGCAGUGAGGCCAGAUGCUGCUGCUGUGCCUGUAAGAGCGAGACUAGUGGGGGCAGCACAGGCUCUCAGAGCGGGAAUCCUCCUCCUGGGACCCCUAUCACAGUAACCGGACAUGGCCUGGCAGUUCAAAGUUCAGAGCAGCUCCUGCAUAUUAUCUACCAGCGGGUGGAUAAGGCAGUGGGUCUGGCUGAGGCUGCUCUGGGUCUUGCCAGGGCCAACAAUGAAUUGUUAAAACGUCUCCAGGAGGAAGUGGGUGAGUUGAGGCAAGGGCAAGUGUCCGCCCCUGAUGAAGAUGGGGACAGCCGGGCACAUGGUUCACCACUUGAGGAGCCUGGGUCUCUCAAAGAGAGUCCUGGGGAAGCCUGCAAGGCUGUGCCUGCCAUGGAAGAGGAAUGUGACAGCGUGGGCAGCGGUGUGCAGGUGGUGAUCGAGCAGCAGCUGGGAGCAGCCCUGGCUGUAGGGCCUGGGCCUUUGGGUUUCCCAGCCGCUCAGAGAGAUAUGCGGCUCCCAGGAUGUGCCCUGACUGCCAAUGAGGGGACCUCGAUGCUCACUCCUCUGGUGGAUGAUUAUGUGGCCUCUGAGGGUGCAGUACAGCGAGUGCUGGUCUCUGCUUAUGCCAAACAGCUCUCACCAGCCACACAACUGGCUAUCCAGCGGGCAACCUCAGAGACAGGGCCAGAAAAUGGAACCAAGCUGCCACUGCCUCGCCCUGAGGACAUGCUCAGUGCUGCCGCUGCGCUGGAAGGUGCCUUGGAAGAGUCAGGCCCAGGGGGAACUGGGGAGCUGAGACACUCUCUAGGGUUUACUGCUUCCCCAUGCAGGACCAGAGGGAGUGGGCAGAAGAACUCCAGGCGCAAGCGGGAUCUGGUACUCUCUAAAUUGGUCCAUAAUGUGCAUAACCACAUCACCAACGACAAGAGAUUCAAUGGGUCUGAAAGCAUCAAAUCCUCAUGGAAUAUUUCAGUAGUGAAGUUCCUUCUGGAAAAGCUCAAGCAGGAGCUGAUGACCAGUCCCCACAAUUAUACUGAUAAGGAGCUGAAAGGAGCCUGUGUAGCCUACUUCCUUACUAAGAGGCGUGAGUACCGCAACUCCCUGAACCCCUUUAAAGGCCUGAAGGAAAAAGAGGAGAAGAAACUUCGAAGUCGCAGAUACCGGCUUUUUGCCAACCGAUCCAGUAUCAUGAGACAUUUUGGACCUGAGGACCAAUGCCUGUGGAAGGACGUGACAGAAGAGCUGAUGUCAGAUGAAGAGGACAGUCUUAAUGAGCCAGGUGUCUGGGUAGCCCGGCCUCCCCGUUUCCGGGCCCAGCGCCUCACGGAGCUCUGCUACCAUCUGGAUGCCAACUCUAAGCAUGGCACUAAAGCCAACCGUGUGUAUGGGCCUCCCUCAGACCGAUUACCUUCUGCUGAGGCCCAGCUCCUUCCACCAGAACUUUAUAAUCCUAAUUUCCAAGAAGAGGAAGAUGAAGGAGGUGAUGGAAAUGGACCAGUCUCCCUGUCUUUUGACCAAUCCCAUAAAACCUGCUGUCCUGACUUGAACUCAUUCAUUGAAAUCAAGGUGGAAAAGGAUGAGUGAAUUCUAUAAUCAAGAGUAGCUGUGGCUUCUGCCACUCCCCAUGUCCCAGAAACAGGUGGCUAUGGGGCUUCCCAGAAUAAUGAGAUGUCCUCUGCAGUCUGAGAAAGCAAUUCUGUCUCUUUUCUUACACAGUCCCUGCAGGAAGUGGAAGAUGGCAGCUCUGGUAGAAUAAAAGGACUUAUCUGAAACUCCCUGCUUUGUGAAUGGCAAGCCAGAAAAUUCCUAAGCAUAAACAGUGCCUCAGAAGAGCCUGGGAUGAGAGAAGGACGAGGAUGGAUCUAAGAAACAUGAGACCUUCUUGACAUGCCCUGGUCUCUGAGGUUAUUUUUGUUGUUGUUAUUUUUUUGGUUUCACUCAAAGCUCUAGGGAAGCAGCUCCCAUUGCACCUUCACCUUCCAGGGACUGCUGGUCUUGCUCUGCAGUGGAAGCAGCACAGGACCAGUUCAGGGUAAUACUGCCACCCGGUGGGCAGUUUCAGUCAUGGGCUUGAUUCUUCUGAGCUGAACAGGGAGGGGCUCCAUCCCUUUUUGGGAUUUAGGAUAUAGAUGUAAUAGCUUUAUUGAAUGAUACAAAGUAGAUUUUAUUAUUUGCAUCUUAUACAUGAGGGAGUAAGGCUUAGCGUUCCCAUGCCCCACUGGCACCUGCUCUCCCACUGUGUGACCAAACAGUAUAUAGGACUCUGUAGUUACUUCUUAGUCCUAUCAGCCAAGGCGUAUUUUGAGGAAGGGAUGUGUGUGCGUGUGUGUGCACAUGUGUACACACAUA